Molecule: messenger RNA, 1894 nt
Organism: Terrapene triunguis (Three-toed box turtle)
Lineage: Eukaryota; Metazoa; Chordata; Testudines; Emydidae
Exons: 5
Coding region: 302-1267 (321 amino acids)
Biological process (GO): positive regulation of DNA-templated transcription
Cellular component (GO): nuclear body
Source: RefSeq, a predicted model, not a curated record
CCCUGCCUCUGCCCCAGGGGGGCCCGCUCGGAGGGAAGGCUGAGGAAUCACGUCCAUGUUUCACUCCUGAUCGUCCCAUCCUCCUAGGAAACAAGGAAGUGGCUGUGGUGGAGCCAGCUCAGGAUUCCCCAUUACCAAACCUGACCUGAUCACCAGGUUGGAACGAGGGGAAGAACCGUGGGACCUCCAGGCCUCCAAGGAAAGGGAGAUCCUGAGAGGCACCCACACAAGUGAGGAGUCCGUGAAACUGACAGAGAAACCAUCUGCGUGGAGAGCUCACCUAGCAACUUCUCAGCUGAGCAUGCCGGCUCCACGCGGCAGACGGGCUCCUGCCUGGAGUACGCCGGAGGUGGUGGAUCUCCUGGGCCUGUGGGGACAGGGGGACGUGCAGGCACAGCUCCGAAACAGCCGUCGGAACUUUGACGUCUACAGCCAGAUUGCUCGGGGCAUGGAGGAGAAGGGCUACGACAGGGACCCGCAGCAGUGCCGCGUAAAAAUCAAGGAGCUGCGGCAGGCGUACCAGAAGGCAAAGGAGGCAAAUAGUCGCUCCGGUGCGGAGCCGCAGACGUGCCGCUUCUACAAGGAGCUGCACGCCAUCCUCGACGGCGACUCCACCUCCACCGCCAAGCAUCCUGUGGAUACUUUGGGGGACCUGGAGUCACAGGCCACCGGGGUGAACCCUGAGAUCGAGGUGAUGAUCAAGGAAGAGGAUGACGAGGAAGAGGAGGAGUAUGGGGCACAGGCGACAGGGGGAUCCGGUGGUGUGGCAAGCCAGGACUUCUUUUUGACUCCUGAGCAGUCUAGCCAGUCCCAGCAGUCCAGCCCCGGUGAACCUGAUGCAGGGGAGGGAACCUCUGCAGCUGCAAAUGCGGCCUUGAGGGCCUCUCCGUCCACCCCAGAGGAGCGGCUGGGCCAGGUGAGGAGGAGAAAGAAGAGGACAAGGGAAGACAUGUUUCAGGAGGUCCUGCGAGCCUCCCGCGCUUCGGAGCGUGAGCAGAGGGCUUGGAGGAUAAUGAUCAAUGACAAAAUGCACAGGGAUAGCGAGGACAGGAGAAACGGGCAGCAAGAGAUGAUCACAUUGCUCCGGGAGCAGACAGACAUGCUGCGGUCUCUGAUUGAACUUCAGGCCGAACACAUCCGUGCUCGCCUCCCCCUGCAGCCCAUAGAGAACUGCAUUCCAGGACCUCCCUAUACUGGCCUCCAUGUAUCUUCUGGGCCCACAGCAGUACCCCAGGCACUCCACCCCACGGAAGAUUACACACAAUGACAGCUGCACGUACACCCAGCUGUGAGAGCCUUUUGGGUGUAUGUGCUUGUGAAUUCCCUCUUCCUUCCCCUUCAAAGAUACUUUCCCCUGUAUGUAAGAAGUUUUUACUUUAGCAUUACCUAGGUAUGUUUGCAUAGGUGUGGAAUAAAAAUGUAAAUUCAGUUUUCAUAAGUAUCUUUAUUAGUCUCCAGCCAGGGGUGCCUGAACAGGGUGGGGCCAUGGAUUUGGCAAAUAACUAUAGGUAUAUAAAGGCCUAUUAUUAAGGGUCAAAGUCUGACUGUGGAUAGACUCUUGUUGCACCUAUUUAACUCAAAGAGAGGAGCACAUCAGUAUCCAAGGGCAGAAAUUGUUACUAAGAUACUGCUUUAAAAAGUAGUGACUCCUAUGUACCAGUCCACAUGAUGGUCAAAUGACAUGAAAACUUCUAGGGACUGAGGCUGACUAACAUGAAGGGCCCUUUUACACAGCUUUGACUGUGUAAAGUGAGCCCUUACAGUGGGCAUAAACAUCAGUUCCUCGCAAAUCAAGGCCCCUUUAUGCCGAUUGAGUUGCGUAAAAAAGGACUUUGUGUAAAUGAGAAUCGGGCUCCGUAUUUUAAAAAAAAUAAACUUGUUUUUUUAAAGAAGA